GAAGGCUCGACGGCGGAAGCGGCGGCGGCGGCGGCGGCGGGGCCGGCAGGUCGCCGGCGACGCAGGAUGGUGCUGGCGCUGGUGCUCUGGGCCUGCCUGGUGCUGGGCACAGUCGGUGGGGAAGGCCCGGCACCAGAGCCCCUGGUGGGCGGCCAGCCCUUCACUGUGGUGUGGAACAUCCCCACCGGCCGCUGCCAGCGCCGCUUUGGCGUGGGGCUGCCCCUCGGUGACUACGGCAUCGUGGAGAACCAGGAUGGCCGCUUCGCCGGCCAGAACAUCACCAUCUUCUACAAGAACAAGUUUGGGCUGUACCCCUACCUGUCACGGCAGGGCGUCCCCCGCAACGGGGGCAUCCCCCAGCGGGUCCCGCUCAGUGCCCACCUCGCCAGGGUGGCCGGGGACAUCCGCCUCCUCCUGCAACACGCUUUCCGCGGCCUGGCCGUGGUGGACUGGGAGGAGUGGAGGCCCCUCUGGGCCCAGAACUGGGGGGCCAAGCGGAUCUACCGGGUGGCCUCGGAGCAGUGGGUGCGGGACCGGCACGGCCUCCUGCCGGCACGGCGGCGGCUCCGGCUGGCCCGGUGGGAGUUCGAGCAGGCUGCGCAGACUCUGAUGGAGGAGACCCUGCUGCUGGGACGGACCCUGCGCCCGAGGGGGCUCUGGGGUUUCUACCGCUUCCCCGACUGCCUCAACGGCAACUGGGCCAAGGAGGCCAACUACACCGGGCGGUGCCGGCCGGCGGAGGUGCGGCGCAACAACCGUCUGGGCUGGCUCUGGGCCGCCUCGGCAGCCCUCUACCCCAGCAUCUACCUGCCGCCGGCGCUGCCGCCCGCCCUGCGCCGCCGCUACGUGCACCACCGGCUGCGCGAGGCCCUGCGCGUGGCCGCCUUCGGGGCCGACGGCCUCCUGCCCGUGGUCGCCUACUCCCGCCUCUCCUUCCGCCGCUCACCCAGAUUCCUGGAGCUGGCUGACCUGGUGCACACCAUCGGGGAGAGCGCGGCGCUGGGUGCGGCCGGACUCGUGCUCUGGGGAGACCUGUCGUACUCCCGCUCGGCUGAGAGCUGUGCCAGCCUGCGCCACUACCUCACGUCCACCCUGGGUCCCUACGUGGCCAACGUGACGGCAGCAGCCCGGGAGUGCAGCUUCGGGCAGUGCCACGGGCACGGGCGCUGCGUGCGCCGGCAGCCCCACGACCUGGGCAGCCUCCUGCACCUUGGCCCCGGUGCCAGCCCGCUGGCCUCUUUCCGCUGCCACUGCUACCGCGGCUGGGCCGGUGAGGGCUGUGCCCGGCAGGUCCAAACCGGCCCUGCUGCCUCCUGCCUGGCACCCACCCACGCUCAUGGGCUCUACGGGCAGAACGAUCUCCUGCCCUCUGACACCUGCCUGCCACGGGGCACGUGGGGCUGGUGACCAGGGCCGGGGACCGCCAUGGUCCCCUACCCUAGCAGUGCUGCUGCCCGGCGCUUCCUAUGGUCUCAUUAACUUAAAUAAAUCCUCCUGACACAG
Harpia harpyja (harpy eagle) is the source of this 1503-nucleotide messenger RNA. It is a transcript of the gene HYAL3, whose product is annotated as hyaluronidase 3. Gene Ontology annotation, biological process: carbohydrate metabolic process; hyaluronan catabolic process. Bases 67 to 1407 code for a protein of 446 amino acids. The record is from RefSeq and is a predicted model, not a curated record. NCBI's taxonomy places the organism in Eukaryota, Metazoa, Chordata, Aves, Accipitriformes, Accipitridae. The transcript is spliced from 4 exons. Gene Ontology annotation, molecular function: hyalurononglucosaminidase activity. Gene Ontology annotation, cellular component: acrosomal vesicle.